ACUUUUUCGCAAGUUUAAAUGGGAGUUAAUCUAGCUCGGGUAUGUGUAGGUAACUGUAGGGAAGUAACUAGUCAUAUCACUUAUCUUAACUGAAAAGAAAAAAUAAACUUGCUUGUGAAAAUAGCUUCGGGCAUAUAAUAUAUAUGGUUAUUCGUCGUCAACAUACCCAACAAUAAUUCUUUUACUCCCCCAUCGAAUUAGACAAAGCUAUUUCAACGUCAUUUUGCUGUUCAUAAUUAUUUGAUUCGCGUUGACCAACCAGCUGUGUCAUUCAACCGGUUUUUCCAUAAUGUGACGAAUCUGUUGUCACCGAUAUGGUCAAAGGAAAGUUUCAGGCUUAUUUCCCAUUUGAAAAGAAUUCUUUGACGUACAGUUGCCUCCAUUGUCGUGCACAUUUAGCUCGUCAUGACGACCUCAUAAGUAAAUCUUUUCAGGGAAGUCAAGGUCGAGCUUAUUUAUUUAACCAGGCUGUAAAUGUUCGUUGCGCUGAAGCUAAACAACGUGUUCUUCUGACUGGGUUGCAUUUUGUAGCUGAUAUAUUUUGUGCAUGUUGUGAUACGGCACUAGGUUGGAAGUAUGAACGUGCUUUUGAACCUAGUCAACGAUACAAAGAAGGCAAGGUGAUAAUUGAAUUGGCACAUCUAUUUAAGGAUAACAGUUGGGAUGCUGAAUGGUUAUACCCUUUGUAUCCGACAAGCUCUAUUGCUAAUGGUAAUACUUCUGACACGACUUUAAAGUAUGCAAAGCCGCAUUCAAUUAGUGUAAGUGAUUAUCGUCAUAGUGAAACUGGAAAAUCUAAAUCUUCACUAAACUUCCCACCGAUUGAUGCGUCUAAUUCUUUAUCAUCAACUGAUGGAGGUGUUUUUGAAUCUUCUACAACUGAUUUAAUUGAUCCUAAUGAAGAAACGUGUACAGAUUUCGUGCAUCAUCAUCACCAUUCACACCCUCCUCCUUCUCUACACCAUCAUCACCACCAACUUCAUUAUCAUUUGGAUACAUCUCCAUCUUCAACUCAGGUUCAUCAGUCAUCAUUUUCUCUUAUGUCAAAUGAUUCAGCUUCCUUAUCAUAUCGAUUAAGUUCAUCAUUAAAUGCAACGGGUUGGGCCUUUCGUAUUCCACCAUCACUGACAUCUAACAAUGAUGGCCAUGAUAAAUAUUUAUUAGAUUUAUCUGAUUCUGGACGUGUCAGUGAUUAUUCUCAUACUUGCACAUCAACAUCAGCAACAGAGAAUGUAGGACAUUUAAAUCUUGGUUGUUCUACAGAUAAUAACAACAGUGAUAGUGAUACUAGACAAGUUGAUAAUUUAAUACCGGAUAACGUGAUUAUCACUAAUAUUGAUAAAAGUAAUACACGUAUUCAUAAUAAUACAAAUAACAAAACUAGGACAGUCUCUGGUCAAACAGGCACUAACAUUAAUAAUAAUAAUGAUAUUUGUAAAGAAGAUGAACAUUUUACCAAAUCAAAGCCAAUAACUCCUAUUACAAUUAAGCUAUCUCAUAAAGAUCAAAAUAACAAUACUGUGGAUAAUAAUAAUAAUAAUAACUCUGAAUAUAGUUGUUUGGAAACAGAUGCAUAUGAUAUUUUUGAAGAUAUCAACUUUAACAAUGGGAAUAAUCAUAGACCAGUGGAUGAUUUAUGCUUAAGAAAGUUAUCUCAGUUUUCAACACCUCAAGCUAGAAGAAUUUCCAAAAUCAAUACACAAAAUCUACGAGUUACAUUCAAUUCUAAUUUAGGUAAACGUAAUCGUAAACGUAUAAAACAUCGACUUCGUGCUUCAUCUGCUUCACCUUCAAGAGAUUUUCUUUUACCUACUGGUUCAGAAGAUGAAGAAGAUGAUAAAGAAGAAGCAGAAACAGAAGAAACAGAUAAUAUAUCCGAUUUUACUAAUUUUCAUAAUCAAUCACAAAAUAUUGUUAAAGUACAAGAUUGAAUUCAAUACUAUAUCAUUUUAAUUCUAUGAAUAGCUUAUUCAAAACUAUAUUUACUGUCCAUGAAUGUUACACAUGCAACUUCCCGACACACACACACACACGCACAAAAGUACACAACAUAAGCCUUUGUAUGAUUUUAAAUGUUGUGGCUUAAUAUAAACCAUAUGUCUUUCGAGCAUCUUUUAUUUAGAUAAGAUUAAGAAGAAAGAAAAAAACCCAGUUUACUUUAAACUAAUUCAUCAUUUAUUCUAUCCUAGUAACAUAUCCUCUAUUCAUUGCUUAUUGUUUCUUAUUUAUAAUAAUGAUAAUUGUUCAUAAAAUAAUUUUAGCGGUUUAUUUGCUUCAGCUUCUUUUUUUCUUUGUUUCUUUUCUUUUGUUGUUAUCGUUCUUGUUGUUGUUGUUGUUGUUAAGAUUAGAUUAAUCCUAAUUUCUUAUAUUUCAUAUACCAUAUAUACAUAAAUAUUCUCCAUUUCAAUCUUUAAUAUCUUGUUUCUAGGUUAAUAUAAGCUUAUAUAUUGUUGUCCAAUGAUAAUUGUCCAAAGUAUAUGAUGAUCUUAAAUCCAUAGAUAAUAUGAAACUGUUAUCUUCUUAUUGAUUUAUGAACAUUUAAUAUUAUUUUUGAUAAUCGAUUCAAGGUAAUGGAAUUUCUCAAUGAAUCAUUUUCCCCCCUCUCUCUCUUUCUUUAUAUAUAUAUAACAAUAUUAAAAUUACGAAUAAAAAAGGACAUGAAUAAGUCAUUGUUAGUUACUUGAUGGAUAGUUUCAAUUUUACUUAUUAGUUAACUUUAAUUCUUUUUUUCAUUCACUUUUUCUUUUCUUUCUUUUCUUUUUUUUAUUAAUACAAAGAAAAAAAAACAAGUUACGUAAUCUUGCUUUCCUUCAUAUAAUAAUAAUAAUAGUGAUGAUAAUAAUAGUAAAAAUUUGUUCAUACAGUUUAAUAUUAAUAUUACUGAUAAUAAAAACAUACUAAACACCUUGAUAUGAUAUUGAUUUUCAAAGAGGAAAACAUAGAAACAAACAAAACAAAGAUUUCUGUAAAAAAAACUUUUAAUCGAUUAUUAUUAUUAUUGUUAUUGUUACUACGUCUUAGUUACAAUGUUCCAUGUUAUUUUCAUUUCAAAGAUUAUUUUAUUGUUGUAUUUGUGAAGAAUUUUAUGUUUCUUCCUUUUUAUUUUUAUUUUGCUCCUUUGUUUUCAUUGCCUAUUAGAAUUAAGCCAUGUUUCAUUUAACAAAACAAAAAAGAAAAUAAAAGAGAUUCAACAACUUCACCACUUUUUUCUUUUAUUUAUUUCGUUCAUUGAUAAAUAUAUGAAAUUUUACUAUUUAGGACAACUAAUUUAAUUUGGAUAGUUGAAAUCAUGAAUCAAUUGAAGCCAGACCAUCAUGGAAAACCUG
Schistosoma margrebowiei is the source of this 3326-nucleotide messenger RNA. Lineage: Eukaryota; Metazoa; Platyhelminthes; Trematoda; Strigeidida; Schistosomatidae. The record is from the annotation of a GenBank genome assembly.